UUGUGAUACACUGUUGAAAUACUGUUGUGGUUAGUGUAUUGUUUCUUGUGUGGCGUAAAGUAAACAAACAUACGAGUACAUGUGUACGCGGAGCAGUUGUUAGAGUUUAAUGUGACGUGAAUUAUGAACUGCGCAACUGAUUUUGACACCUCAGAAUUUGCAGACACGAAUUAAUUUUGCUACCUAUAUAUUUUCAUUAUGUCAUUCGUGUUUCUUAUAUUCAGGAUGUCAAAUGAGUAGCGACCCACUCACAAAACAGUGAAGAUGAUUCCCAGUAGUACACUUGUUGUCCGACAUUUACCAUCAGAUUUCACUGAUGAGGAAAAAGAAGACUUUCUCAAGCAUUUUGGAGCAAUCCAGGUGAAAUGCAUAAGUUCAAAAAUAAAGAAGAGUAAUCUUACAUUUGCCAGAUUCAAUUCAGAGAUAGAAGCAAAACAUGCUCUUCAGAGGCUUCAUCAGCUUGAUGUUUUGGGACAUCGGCUUACUGUCGAAUUUUCCCGGGAGGCUAAAGGGAGUGUACUUUCAAGUGAGAAAGUUCCAAUCAUUCAAGCAACAAAAGAGGAAAAAGAAAAUUCUCAGAAAUACUAUGAAGCAUUUCUUCACAAAUUAAAUUCAUGGAACUCAUCAGUCAACUUCCUGCAGCCACCACCGGCACAUUUAAGGUAUCAGUACCCACCUCCUACUGUUGCAAUACUCACAAACAUUUCGCGGGCUCUUGCAUCUGUGCCAAAAUUCUACACUCAGGUGCUGCACUUAAUGAACAAAAUGAAUCUACCAUCGCCUUUUGAAAAUAUAUUUCCUGAAGCAGGCGUAUCUUGUAACUUAAAGGACGUAUUUCCUGAAACUAACGAGGGCACUCGCCAUACGACGGAUAUUGUGGAAGAAGAAGAUAUACAGUCAUCAGAGGACGAGUCUGAGAUAGAAAGUGAUCUGGAAAACCAAAUGCCGAGAGAGAUUGUACCAAUGAAACGAAAGUCUUCACAAAACAAGAAGAUAGUUAAAAGACCUAAAUUUGUGAAGCCCUUACCUGCUGCUCCAAGUACAUUAAAACCAACUCAUAAACCAGAGGAAGUUUUUGAAAAACCUCCAUGUGAAAUGACUGUAAAAAAAAUUGAGUUGCCAGCAAAACUCAUUCCUGCAUCUGCAGAAAAAACAGAUGAUGUGCAGGCUGCAGCCCAAAAUAUAGAAGCAGAAGCUCAUGGAAGUUUUGGUCUUAUGUUCCCUGAGAACAAACCAGUUUCAGAUGAAACCAAAGAGGAAAGUGAAAAGAAUGAGGAUGACAGCAGUAUUAUUACAGCUGAAGAAUUGGCAGCCAACCGUAUUUCAUCCCGAGAUCAAAAGCAUUUGCCAGUGUUCAAGAAUUACCAACCUGGAAUUCCUUCCUGUCGCCUGUACAUAAAAAAUAUAGCCAAGCAAGUAACAGAGAGAGAGUUACAUUAUAUAUAUAGAAGAUACAACGAACCCGAUUCUGAAGAGCAGGGAAACAUGUUCGACAUACGUUUAAUGAAGGAAGGUCGAAUGAAGGGACAAGCUUUCGUCACAUUACCAAGUAUGAAGCAAGCUCAGUUAGCACUGAAAGAGACAAAUGGUUACAUACUCAAGGAUAAACCUUUGGUUGUGCAGUUUGCUAGGUCAGCAAUAGCAAAAGAUAAAAUGUAGAAUAAUACACCAUUUGAGUUCAUUCAUCCUUGAUGUGGCACUCACAUACAUUUCUACCAUUGGAGAUAAUGAAGACAGAAGAAGCAAAAGAUGCAGCAGAAACUUCCCUGAUAUGUAAUAGAAAUUUCUUUUUGUACUGUUAUAUAAAUAUCUGGUUCUGGAUUUGCUUCCUUAUGAACAAGGAGAAUUUAUGAAAUAAAUCAAAUAAUCUGUAAGAAGACCAACAUGUGAAGUUAUAAGAGAGAGAGAUGAAUAAAUAUGCAAGUGCUUCUAUAAAGGACAUAAAGCAUACCUAUAUUCGCAAAAUGUUGCUAGUGUUUGACUUUUCAGAAUAUUAUGGAAAGCCUCAUAACAUCCUUUUGUACAUUAUACAGUGUUUCCUUCUUUUAUAAUUCUGUCUCCACCUGUUUGAACUUUAUUUACAUAUACUGAUGUGCAGUUGUAUCUUAAACAUAUUUUCAAGAAAUGUUAAGUGCUGGAAUUUUGUUUUAUGUAAAUAUGGAUUGCGCCAAGUACGAAAAAAGCUCACUUGGCAAUAAAAGAAAUGAAUUCUUA
This is a messenger RNA of Schistocerca americana (American grasshopper), 2214 nucleotides long. RefSeq names its product RNA-binding region-containing protein 3-like. Lineage: Eukaryota; Metazoa; Arthropoda; Insecta; Orthoptera; Acrididae. Gene Ontology annotation, biological process: mRNA splicing, via spliceosome. Bases 265 to 1659 code for a protein of 464 amino acids. The transcript has 7 exons. The record is from RefSeq and is a predicted model, not a curated record. Gene Ontology annotation, molecular function: protein binding; U12 snRNA binding; pre-mRNA intronic binding. Gene Ontology annotation, cellular component: U12-type spliceosomal complex.